UUCUUCUUCUUCUACCCUUUGGAUCUAUACAUCUCUUCCAAGAUGCAAGUCGGACGCAAAUCGUGUUGGAGGCAACUGCAGGCUUCUCUGUUCAGACUGCUGUGUCUUAUCCCCACAGGGUUCCCCGUGCGGAGCGUGGACAUGCAGCGGGCCACCGACAACAUCACCAUCCGCCAGGGCGACACGGCGAUCAUACGGUGUUACGUGGACGACAAGGUGUCCAAGGUGGCCUGGCUCAAUCGAUCCAACAUCAUCUUCGCCGGCCAGGACAAGUGGUCCCUGGACCCCAGAGUAGACCUGGUCACUAAAGGACAGCUGGAGUACAGCCUGCGCAUACAAAAGGUGGACGUGUAUGACGAGGGGUCGUACACUUGUUCCAUACAGACGAAGCAGCAGCCCAAGACCUCGCAGGUCUACCUCAUUGUUCAAGGUGAGUGGCGCCCAACAAGCACAAGCAACUACCCAGCAGCCAGCUGCAUAGACACAAACCUGGAAAUCAACACAUAUUGCUAA
Cyclopterus lumpus (lumpfish) is the source of this 513-nucleotide messenger RNA. RefSeq names its product limbic system associated membrane protein (gene lsamp). Lineage: Eukaryota; Metazoa; Chordata; Actinopteri; Perciformes; Cyclopteridae. The transcript is spliced from 3 exons. The record is from RefSeq and is a predicted model, not a curated record. Bases 43 to 513 code for a protein of 156 amino acids.